AUUAACAAAAAAAAUGAAAAUUUAGCUCCUAAAUUGCGUUGUCCAUGAAAAUUAGUAAAACACACAAUAAUUCAUCUAUGAUUCUAGACCCAAGUAAAAAAAAGGAAACAUUCUGCAGAUUCAAAAGCUCAACAAUUUUUUAGAAAAAAGCCAACGAAGAAAAGAAAUUGAUUAAAAAGUGGAAGCAUAUGAAUCAAUGGCGAUGGAGAGCUCUAUCAGGUAUGCAAUUGAGCAUUUCAAAAACCCACAUAAAGGGAUUUUUGUAUAUUGAUAUGCUCUAGAGAGAGAGAGAUAUUGAUAUGCUUUAGAGAGAGAGAGAAUCACACCAUGAAUAUAUUCAACUCCCUGUUCUGAAGCCAUGUUCAUGACCACAUCCUUGAGCUUCUAUCUUUUCCUAUUCUCACCAAAUUCAUACACUGAAAAACCAUUUCACCCAUAAUGACCAUUUGAUAUGAGAAUGAAGAUUCAGACCCCAAUUCCCACCUUUUUAAUUCCUUUCAGUACAUCAAAUUCCUUCUCUUCCCAACUAAUAGCACCAUCAACCGCUCUCCAACAAAUUGCAUUUGAAUUGAAAGUUUGCUCUUCAAACAAUGACCUCCAAAAGGGACUGUAUCUCCACACCAAGAUCUUCAAAACUGGCCUAUUAUCUGAUAUUUUCACAAACAACUUCCUUCUAAACAUGUAUUCAAAGUGUGCCACUAUUCUCAAUGCCCAACAAGUCUUUGAUGAAAUGCCCCAAAGAAAUGUGGUCUCCUACACUUCCCUAAUGGAUAGUUACAUUAAGCACAACCAACCCAAGUCAGCAGUUCAGUUAUUGGGCCCAAUGGGCCUAGAAGGAGUGGGGCCAAAUGAUUUCACAUUAGCCACUUGUAUUAGCGCUUGCGCCCGCCUGGUGGACCCCACUUUAGGCUCCGGGCUCCAUGCUAAGGCCCACUUACUUGGUCACGUGGCAAACUCAACAGUUGCCACCUGUUUAAUUGACAUGUAUGGCAAAUGCGGGCAGGCCCAUGAGGCCCAACAGGCCUUCGGUGAAGCCCAGGCCCGCAAUGUUGUCACUUGGACGGCCAUGAUCGCAGCCUAUGUCCACGCUGGCCAUUGGAUGGAUGCCAUGUGUCUAUUUUCCAAUAUGCCCUAUGAGGGGCCAAUGGCCCCUAACCAAUUUACCUUUGCUACCAUUGUGGGGGCAUGUGCCAGUGGGGCCCGCCUUGCUGCCGGAAAAAUGACACAUGCUGCCCUUUUACGGCGAUCUUUUCAUCGAAAUGAGGUUGUCUCGUCUUCACUGAUCGAUAUGUAUGCAAAAUGUGGUUGCAUUGCCUCUUCUAUUCGAGUUUUCAGGGCAAUUAAUGGGGACCCAUCUGUGAUUUCAUGGACUUCCAUCAUAGUUGGGUUGGCCCAACACGGCUGUGGCCUAGUCUCUCUCAAGCUCUUUGAUGAGAUGCUAGAGAGAGAAGCCAAACCUAAUGAUGUCACAUUCUUAGGUGUACUAUAUGCUUGUAGUCAUUCGGGGCUGGUUGAUGAGGGCUUGAAACACUUUGAAUCAAUGGAGGCUUUACAUGGGGUUGUUCCUGAUGCUAAGCAUUAUACUUGUAUGGUGGACUUGCUGGGAAGGGCGGGAAGGCUCGAUCAGGCUUAUGAAUUGAUCAAGAACAUGACCAUAGAACCAGAUUAUCUUUCUUGGAGUUCUUUGUUAUCGCAUAGUAGAAUUCAUGGUAGGUUCGAUUUGGCGAUUAUGGCUGGAGAAAAGCUCAUCGAAUUGAACGAACAGGUUGCUUCAACUUAUGUUAUGCUAUCAAAUAUGUACGGUAAGAUAGGGAGAUGGGAUGAUGUUAGUAGGAUUAGGAGAGAGAUGAAGAGGCUGGGGAUCAAGAAGGAGCCUGGUUGCAGUUGGGUUGAGAUCAAAGACAAGGUUUACAUGUUCUUUGCAGGGGAUGAGAUGUUUGAGCAGAGAGAAGAAAUAGAAAGAGUACUGAGGGAAUUGGAGAAGAAGAUGAGAGAUAGAGGGUAUGUAACAGAUCAGAGUCUGGUGUAUUAUGAUAUUGAGGAUGAGGCCAAGGAGAUGGUUCUUGGUUCCCAUAGUGAGAGGUUGGCACUGGGUUUUGCAUUGGUUAGCAGCACGGCGGGGUCUACAAUUAGGAUUAUGAAGAAUUUGAGGAUGUGUGGUGACUGUCAUGAGGCAUUCAAAAUCAUGGGAAACAUUGUUAGGAGGGAGAUUAUAGUGAGAGAUGUGAAUAGGUUUCACCAUUUUAGAGCUGGUGUGUGCUCUUGUGGGGAUUACUGGUGAUGUGUGACCACAUAUCAUAUUAUAUGAGUUUUAGUUGGAAUGGAUUGGAUCAUUUUUCAGGACAGGAACUGGAAAGAGUGUGGUCGCAAUUGAAUGGAGAUAGGGAAGAAGGUUUGAAGCCGACCCCAAAUAAUUGGAAAAAGGCUAUGAUGAUGAUGAGGAGGAGAGAAGAAGAUUUGACAUGUUCCUUACAGGAGUGAGAGGUGCAUGAUUUGUAGGCUAUGCUAUAUGGAGAGAGCAAAAAUGGCAGAAACAGUGUGCAUGGCUGGUAAGAUAUGGUGUUCAAUGAGAUUGAUGAUGAGACCAAUGAACUGGUCCUUGGGUCUCAAAAUGAGAGGUGGGGUAAUGGGUUAAAGCUGAUUGGUAUUGUUGAAGAGUUCCCCGACAUCAGGGAUAUAUGAGGCAUCCAAGUCAUUGGGGACACGGGAAACUGUAGAAGAGAUCCUAAUGAGGUUCAUCAUUUUUAGAUUUGGUAAGGCUCAUGGUUGGGUUUGGGAGAGAAUGCUCGAAAAUAUUUUCGCCAUUUGUGAGGUGUGAAUAGGUUACAUCCCUCUUAUUGUUAGGAUUUUUUUUUUAGGUGAGUCUGAUAAGGGGAGAGGGUCCCUACCCUUUGGUAGAAAUUGAGCAUAUGGCGUAGCGUUGCAAAUGUCAAGGGCUAGCCAAUUAAGCCCGGACUCUUUUUCUCUUAUUGUUAGGAUGUGCUUGAAGUGGUAUUAGUUCUUGAACUGGAUCUCUGCCCUGUGAUCACUGUAGAUGAUCCAGUUUUUGUGAGAUAUGAUAAAAUUUCACAAUUUUAGAGAGGGUUUAUGAUCAGUCUGAGUAAGGGUUACGAAAGCCACUUUCAAGUUGAUUUUGUAUGUAGUGUCGUAGAAGGUUAUGAACCUCUAAUAUGGAUUGAUAUUAACUUG
Messenger RNA from Amborella trichopoda, 3189 nucleotides. Its product is annotated as Tetratricopeptide repeat (TPR)-like superfamily protein. Gene Ontology annotation, biological process: RNA modification. NCBI's taxonomy places the organism in Eukaryota, Viridiplantae, Streptophyta, Magnoliopsida, Amborellales, Amborellaceae. The record is from RefSeq and is a predicted model, not a curated record. Gene Ontology annotation, molecular function: zinc ion binding; protein binding; RNA binding.